AUGGAGGCAGCAGACCGCUCCGUUUACAGCACCCAAGGCCCUGGGGUGAACUCCAGGAGCACACGGAGCAGCUUCCGCUUUUUCUCCCGCCAAAAACUCUCCACUCCGCCUGAUUUUUCCGAAACACCGCUCAGGCGGGCAAAGUCAGCGCAGGGCUUUUUCGCAGGCACAUUCAAGGCAACCCCAUUUUUCAAACGUGCCAGCGUUGUUCCGAACCAGGCUGACCGGAAUGAGUCUGAUGAUAACGGCACUGGCUUUGCGGACUCUGACUCGGAUCAUGAGAGUGACGUGCUUUCAACGUUUGCUCCCAUACAUCCUGGAGAGUCGCUGGCAGUUCAGUCAUCUGGGUCCCUUGGAGAGACUAAUGAUAGCCAUCAGCUUAGCGAGGAGACUCGAGAAGCAACCUUGGAGGAGAAGAAGAGCCUCCUCGACCCCACCCCAGAAUCGUCAACUCGAUCCGUCAUUUUGGUGUCUCGGAGACUGAAGAACUACUUCCGAAAAAACAGGAGCUUCUGGUCUCAUGAGGUAUGUUAA
Trichophyton benhamiae CBS 112371 is the source of this 534-nucleotide messenger RNA. RefSeq lists its product as uncharacterized. NCBI's taxonomy places the organism in Eukaryota, Fungi, Ascomycota, Eurotiomycetes, Onygenales, Arthrodermataceae. The record is from RefSeq and is a predicted model, not a curated record. The transcript has a single exon. Bases 1 to 534 code for a protein of 177 amino acids.